UAUUUCGAUUGGCGUUUAUUAGUUUGCUCCCCUGGUUUGCUCGUCGGUUGCUUCUUGUCGGACCAUUUUCUGUUGUUUUCAGAUGAAUAAUAGUUAAACACUUUACACUACGUUGUACGCGUUGCCGUCAGUCUGCACUCGUCUUAAUUCCGGUAUUCAGUCAGUUCAGUUUUCAUUUUUCUUCGAUUCCGCCCGCUGGUUGAAUAUUAUCUCGUCGCCAUUGAUCUAUUUUCAGUUUUAUUCGCAAGACUCUUCAACAUGAGUUCCAAAUCAAAAGAAGUUGAAAAACACUCAACGGAUUCUAGUUCUGAAGCUGAAGAACAAGAGGAGGAAUAUUCUGUGGAAAAAAUUUUGGAUAAGCGUAUUAGAAAUGGCAAGGUGGAGUAUUUUCUUAAAUGGAAUGGUUACAGUGAUUCAGAUAAUACUUGGGAACCUGAAGAAAAUCUUGACUGUGAAGAAUUAAUCAAGGAUUAUGAAGAAAAGUUAAAACAUCCGGAACUUAAAGAAAAGAAAAAAAAGGAACAACCUGAGCGUACCCGUAAACGAACAUUGUCUAAUUCGACUGCUACAAGUGGCGCAUCAUCAGAUGCUGGUCCAUCUAAAGAACGUAGAAAGAUAUCUCCUCUACCGAAUAAAAAAGUCGAUAAAUCUGAUAAUAAGUCUGAUAAGUCCGACAAGUCUGAUAAAUCUGAUGAUACCGAAGAUAAUGAUGAUAACGAUAUGGAUAACGAUAGAGCUGAUGAUGAAGAUAACAGUUUGUCAGAGGAAAGGGAUAAUGAUGUUUCUGAUUCUUCGACUCCCCCUGAAAAAAUAGCAGAAAAAAUUAUUGGUGCAACUGAUUCUAGCGGCCAAUUGAUGUUUUUAUUAAAGUGGAAAGGAAUUGAAGAAGCUGAUUUAAUCUCUGCUAAAGAGGCUAAUAUAAUGUGCCCACAAAUUGUUAUCCAGUUUUACGAAGAAAGACUUACAUGGCAUGCUCCUGAAAAUAAAAAUGGUAUUUAACUAUUAUAAUAUAAGGAUGACAAGUGUUCAAAAAGAAACUUUUUUAAUAUUAA
Messenger RNA from Melanaphis sacchari, 1052 nucleotides. Its product is annotated as chromobox protein homolog 1-like. Gene Ontology annotation, biological process: chromatin organization; negative regulation of transcription by RNA polymerase II. NCBI's taxonomy places the organism in Eukaryota, Metazoa, Arthropoda, Insecta, Hemiptera, Aphididae. The coding region runs from base 259 to 999 and encodes 246 amino acids. Gene Ontology annotation, cellular component: nucleus; pericentric heterochromatin. The record is from RefSeq and is a predicted model, not a curated record. Gene Ontology annotation, molecular function: chromatin binding. The transcript is spliced from 2 exons.